This is a messenger RNA of Phyllostomus discolor (pale spear-nosed bat), 7146 nucleotides long. RefSeq names its product RNA binding fox-1 homolog 2 (gene RBFOX2). NCBI's taxonomy places the organism in Eukaryota, Metazoa, Chordata, Mammalia, Chiroptera, Phyllostomidae. The transcript is spliced from 15 exons. The coding region runs from base 398 to 1750 and encodes 450 amino acids. The record is from RefSeq and is a predicted model, not a curated record. Gene Ontology annotation, cellular component: cytoplasm; nucleus. Gene Ontology annotation, biological process: regulation of alternative mRNA splicing, via spliceosome; nervous system development. Gene Ontology annotation, molecular function: mRNA binding.
AACACCCCUCCCCACGCUUCGGGAGCCCGGACCGCCCCCUUCCUCCCUUGGCCCGGCGUGUUGUGAGGGACAGUGUGAGGGAGAGGGCGCGAGCCGGCGGGCGAGCUCCGUGAGUGCGAGAGGCGGGGCCCGCGGCGGCCGGGCCGGGGGUUGCGUGUGCGCGUGGCGGUGCGAACGAGUGCGCGUCGCGACCCGCCAGCCGUCUCGAGCCCACGACCUGGGGAGCGACGACCGCCAGUCGCCGAGGGGCACUGGGCCGGCGCGCGCGCACGCACGCACGCACGCGGGGGCGGGGGCAGGCGCGCGCCCGCCUGUCGCGACUGUCGGGGCCGAGGCCCAGGGGGAGGUGGCCUGUCGCGGGUCGCCCGGCUCCCGGAGGCGAGGGGGGCGCGGGCGGAUGGCGGAAGGCGCCCAGCCGCAGCAGCCGCUUCAGCUCGGGCCCGGCGCCGCUGCCCGGGGGAUGAAGCGGGAGUCGGAGCUGGAGCUGCCGGUGCCCGGAGGCGGGGGAGACGGAGCCGAGCCCGGCCUGAGCAAGCGGCCGCGCACCGAGGAGGCGGAGGCCGCCGACGACGACGGCGGCGGGAUGCAGAACGAGCCUCUGACCCCAGGCUAUCAUGGAUUCCCAGCACGGGACAGCCAGGGUAACCAGGAGCCAACAACAACUCCUGACGCAAUGGUCCAGCCUUUCACCACCAUCCCGUUCCCACCGCCCCCGCAGAACGGAAUUCCCGCAGAGUACGGCGUGCCACACACUCAGGACUACGCCGGCCAGACCAGUGAGCAUAACCUGACCCUCUACGGAAGCACGCAGGCCCACGGGGAGCAGAGCAGCAACUCGCCCAGCACACAGAACGGAUCUCUCACGCAGACGGAAGGAGGAGCACAGACAGAUGGCCAGCAGUCACAGACGCAAAGUAGUGAAAAUUCAGAGAGUAAAUCCACCCCCAAACGGCUGCACGUCUCCAAUAUUCCUUUCCGCUUCCGGGACCCCGACCUCCGGCAGAUGUUUGGGCAGUUUGGCAAAAUCCUAGAUGUAGAAAUAAUCUUUAAUGAACGCGGCUCUAAGGGAUUCGGGUUCGUAACUUUCGAGAAUAGUGCUGAUGCAGACAGGGCCAGGGAGAAAUUACACGGCACCGUGGUAGAGGGCCGUAAAAUCGAGGUGAAUAAUGCUACAGCACGUGUAAUGACCAACAAGAAGAUGGUCACACCGUAUGCAAAUGGUUGGAAAUUGAGCCCAGUAGUUGGAGCUGUUUAUGGGCCCGAGUUAUAUGCAGCAUCCAGCUUCCAAGCAGAUGUGUCCCUAGGCAAUGAUGCAGCGGUGCCCCUGUCGGGAAGAGGGGGCAUUAACACUUACAUUCCCUUAAUCAGUCUCCCUUUAGUUCCUGGCUUUCCUUACCCAACUGCAGCCACCACGGCGGCCGCUUUCAGAGGAGCCCACCUGAGGGGCAGGGGGCGGACGGUGUAUGGUGCAGUCCGAGCGGUACCUCCAACAGCCAUUCCCGCCUAUCCAGGUGUGGUUUACCAGGACGGAUUUUACGGUGCUGACCUCUAUAUAGAAUCUGCAAACUGCUUCAGAUCCAACAGGGCGGAUACGCAGCCUACAGGUAUGCACAGCCUGCCACUGCAACCGCAGCCACCGCUGCUGCGGCCGCCGCCGCCGCCUACAGCGACGGUUAUGGCAGGGUGUACACAGCUGACCCCUAUCAUGCCCUGGCCCCUGCCGCUAGCUAUGGAGUUGGCGCUGUGGUGAGUGCGAGUUUAUACCGAGGUGGCUACAGCCGAUUUGCCCCCUACUGAAGUGACGUGAGACCCCUGCAAAUGGGACAGCCCCCAGUUCAUGAGGCCUGGCUAUUGCAAUAUUUACUAGUAGAGGAACUCUAUAGCAAGAUGAAGAGGAAAAACAAACAAACAAAACAAAACAAAAAAAAAAAACAAAAAAAGAGAGAAUACUUUUUUAUACCUCACUAUGUUCUUUGAAUAUGUAUUUUUCCUUUAAAUUUCUGCCUUUAAUUCUUUUGUUCCAAAGAUUGUGCAUUUUUUCUUUUUUUUUUUCUUUUUUUUUUUUAACUGUGGUAAAAAAAAAUGCAUUUCCAUGUCUGUAUGUCCGUGCUUAGCUUAUUCUGUCAAUCACGGAAGAGGCAGUUAAUGACGGAGGAGAGACGGUAGGAGCUGAGGAGCGCAUCUGAUCAGAAAUCAGCAGACAGAAUUACCAAAGUGCGUCUGGCGCUGCACGGCGGGGGCACGGGCAGAAGUGGAAGAGAUCUUUCUGCGACGGGAUGUUCUUCUAGUCUUCUGAGUUUCCGGUCUUUGGCAGGCAGUUCUGAUCGGCUGUGGCUGGAAUCCACACGCCGACAAGGUGAUAGGAAUGUGUGCUUGCAAAGCAGGAGAAUUAAAAAGACACUUUCCUCUCCUCUUCCCUCCUGUCUUCUCCAUUCUUUUUACAAUCAUCUUAAAACGCACAGCCUGAGAGAGUUGGCGUAGUUUUUGGAAUUAUAGUACUCAUAUUUCCAAACGUGCUCUCAGACUGGAUAAUAAACACCUCGUUAGGAAACCAGUCUCAGAAUGAACUCUGGAGUAUGAAAAAGAUUCUUUUCUUUCUUGCCAUCCUAGCAUUCCUGCCGGGCUUCUUCCCUUCUAAUUGAACCACAGCUUAGCCCAUCUAUCAUUUUAUUGACACCCUGCUCCCAUGUCCUCAAGAUUCAGGAAUUUAGGGCCCAGGGACAGAAGAAUAGCCACAGAGCCAGUGGCCAGACAGAUGUCCUCCCGCGCGUGGCUUGAGGAUGAAGGACAAAUUGUCGAGAGCCAGCGCAGAGGGUAAAGGAAAGAAAAAGGCUGUUAGGCACUCUGAUCUCCCCGCUCUCUCUCUCUCUCACCAGAAAGUCAGUACAAAGCGUAAGACAUAUUAAUAAAGACUCUUGGCACAAGAUAAAGCGCCGAGUCCUGGGCAGCUGUCCCUGGCCGCGCGGUCGCCCGGGCGUGCGAGGGCAGGCAGAGGCACUUUGUACCAGCUCCAAAGCCAUAGGAAUUCUCAUCGUCGUCCCCCCCCCCCCCCCCCCCGAGCCUUUGUGAGUCACUUCUCUCUCCGGUCUUGAGCCCUCGUGGCCACCCCACCCAGCUUCUCAUCUCCUCCAAAGACACCCCGCUGAGCUCCUGGACCGCUUGGUGCGCACGAACACUGCAGGACAUGAAGUGCGUGAAGUGCGGAGGGGCGGAGGCAGCCGGGGCAGCGAGUCACUGCUCUUGCUCCCUGGCUUCAGCUUUGCGUGUGUGACCAAGGUAGGGGAGGAGGCGUUUCUCUCCCAGCUCUUGGCUGUUGAUGAUAAAGGCCAGGGUCCUGUAGCAGUUCCAAAGUGAGGGCGUUAGGAAAUAGGAAAAGCACGGUCUGUUUGGCUCCCUGGUCUGUUCACACUGGCACUCGGGUGACCUUUCACCCAAGGGAGAGCUGGUCAAGGGAGCAGUUGAGAGACACGGAUCUUUGGCUGUGCCGUGGGUUUGGUCUGGGUCUGUUUUUCCACUCCUGCCUCCGCACGUUCUCGACGGGCUCCUGAUGCAUGCAUGUCUCUGAGUUCAGGCGGCUGGCGUGCGGCAGCACCGAGCUCUCUUUGUCAGCACAGCGCUGCCUCUGCUAGUAACGGGAGGUGCCGGCCCUGAGGCUGGGAACGGGAGGGCGCUGGAGGCCGCGGUGCAGUUCUCACUGAUUGUGGAGAGGAAUGCGUAAGACGAGGGCACCCCACUGCCCAGCCCACUGGCCACGUUUUAAGGGUUCCCCUCCCCAAGCCAAAGUUUGGUUUGUUGCUGUUAAGACAAUUUUUGUUGUAUGUAUAUAAAUAUUUUAGUUGGGGGUGGGGGAGUGGGGCUUUCACAGUUCAGAAUGGGGGCAGGGAAGAAUUUUUUUUUCUUUUGUUUUUGUUUUUGUUUUGAGGGAGAGCUUUCACUGACUAAAAAAACUGAUGGAAAUUUUGUGUCGUGUUCAAAGAGGGGCCAUUCUCACCAAAUGGCAAGGCACUCCUGGGUGGGGACAGGGCCCUGUUCUAGACCGUCGUGCCCGCAGUGGGGAGGAGAGCGAGGCGGUGAGUUCGAGCCUUCCCUUCUUCUCUGCAGGAAGCGACGAGGGUGAUGGGAAGGGGGAGAAGGCGGCUUCCACACCCCUUUCGAGGAGGCAGAAGCUUGAGCUUGAGGUAUCUCUUGUGCAUUUCCAUUCAGCUGGUUCUGGCCGAGGGUCCGGGGGCAAACGCCGUGCGUCCCGGUGGGCUUCGGCUGCACUGGCGGGUGCUGGGAGGACUGCGUCCUCCGGCCCCCUUUCCCGGGAAGGACGAAACAGAGUUCCACGUCUCCCUGAAGGGCCUUCGGUUUCCCGUGUCGGCACUGAGAACCGGGGCUCUCGGAAGGCCCUGGAUUGACGGUGUCGACCUCCCCUCUACCUUGAGCGUUGAGGCUCCGUCAGGGGCAGGUUCCUCAGAGCGUCAGUGCUCGUGGGUUCCGGACUCGGGGUCCCACUGGACUAAGCCACGGUCAGGAGAGAGUCGGGCAUCUCGUGAGUUUGUCAGAGGGCGCUGGGCGAGAAUUCCGAAACACCUACCGGUGGCCAACCGCAGCGCAGGGGUGAUUCCAGCAGCUCCUGUAGCUCCUCGUGCGAACUCUCUGUACUGAGAACCUCACUCGUAGAUAGAAGCUGGGCUCCUUCAAGGAGGCUGGAGUGGGAGGGAACCUGUAUCCGAAUUUGCCUCUUUCAGUCCAGACAGCUGCCCUUAGGUCUCUCCCAGAAUCCCUGGUGUUACACAGUGCGGCCACGGUGACCCCUGGUUCUUCAGGCACUCGGGUUGUACAGGACCCGCCCUCGCCACGACCCGUCCACAGCCACGAUCAGAAUCGGGCUGCUCUCACUUUUCCUUGAAAAAGAAGGGGGCUGGGGCUGAACUCUUAGUCUGAGGGGAGCUAGUGGAGAUCUCUUUCUUAGAAAUGAGUGAUAGCGCUAGCUUUUGCUCAAAAGUGCAACUCCUCAGGGGCUGAAACUGCUCUUAGUUUAGGUUACACUUUCCUAGAGAUACAGCAGAUGAGUCCGUGAAUCGCCAUCACCCUGAGACUAGGCACGUAGCUUCCAGACGGGAGGGAGGUGGAGGCUUGGGACGGAAGCAUCUCCAAGGGUCUGCAGGGGAAGAGCUCCAUCCCUCCCUCUUCCCUCCGGCAGGAGAACGGGGCGAGGGAGCGGCAGUCUGGAAGGCACUAGAUGUGUGAGGAGGGAAACGACACCAGACCCUCCCCUUUCCCAAGUCCAGCCGCUUCUCUGCUGCUUGCAACCCUCCGGCACAGCAGCAUGUGCAGAAUGGCAGACCCCCCACCCCCACCCCAGGUACCAGGAGGAAAGGGACUUCGGGGGGUGGGCAAGGGUUAGUGGGGUUUUAAAGGCAUACGUCACCUGUUUGCACUGUUUUAAGGUAGGAAGAAUAUAGUGGGCAAGGCGACCAUCAAGCGUGAAUUUGUGUUUUUGCUUUGUCAUGCUCUUGAACAUGUCUGACCAUCCGUAGUGCAUACCCACCCGUGAGACCUGAUUCUCUGUUGCAUAAAACACGUUUUUUUAAAUGUUACUAUCUAAAAGCCUCUUCCCUCCCUUCGCCCUCUCCUCUGUACUUCCUUCAUACUUGCUUCACUGAUCAACCAGGCAAUAGCCAUCCAAGAGCUAGAGCACGAAGCAGGGCCCCCGCCGGUCGGCUCUGGGUGUCCCGAGCCGGCGCACGCCCUCUGGCCCAGUGAGUGUGGUGGAGUCCCUGGGGCCUGACUGCAGCGGGUCCCCAAAUCCCUGAACCGCACGAGGAGCCGGGGCGGGGGGCAGUCCUGGAGUGUGGCGGUUGGCUGUAGCGGCUGAGUUCUCGUCCACGUUGCCGGCACUGUAGCCAGUUACAGUUUACUCAGGAAAACGGUCGAUCACUUCAGCCAUGGUAGUGCUGGUUGGCAGGGAUUGGUAACGGAGAGGACUGCUCAUCAGCCAACACUCACACCUUGCCUUUAAGGAGACCGCCAGCGAGGGGCGCGGGCCUCCGGCUGGCGGCCACGUGCGUGCGUGCCGGUGUGGCAGGAAGGGCUCCGCUCACGCCGGCAGGCAGGAAGGGGAACGCCGGUUCUCUUUCCUCUCCCCACCCGUGCCCCCGUUACCGACACCAGACUCCCAGGGGGCCAUGAGUUUCUGGGUUUUUUUAAGCUGUUUUUUGGUUUGGUUUUCCCCGGGGCCUGCGUGCUUUAAGCACUGCCUAGACCCCACCAAGACCCUGAGCGCGGUUGUUUCCUUGUAUUUUUCUGUUCACAGUAUUUGUGUGUGUGUGUGUGCUUGUUUUGGCAGCUCGUUUUGGCUGUAUUAUAUAUCGAGUGAUGAAUUGAUCCACUUUUCCCCCUAAGGGAUAUGAGUUGUUUUUCUUGUGUUAUGAUUCUGCUUGUGAAAGGCUGGAGCAAGCCUGGGGCCGGCCCACGGGAGCGAGGCCUGGGGAGCGCAAGAGCCGGGGCGCACACUGCCCCCGACAGGCCCCCCCGCCUGCGUCUCGGGCCCUUCGGCCCAAACCUUUGCAAGGCUGAAAACGCCACAGAACUUCUCCUCCUUCCCCCCCACCCCGCCACCUCCCCCCACAUGGCAGGGACUGAACCACCCCUACAUGCAGCAGGCAGUCUCUCCGGCCCCUCCCAUUGCCAUGGCAGACACAGGUACCUUCGGGGCGUGGGGGCAUCACAUGGGAUGCUUGUAUAAUUGACCGCCUCGCCUUCUCUCCCUCCCCGCUCCCCGGAACCACUUUCUAGGACCCCCGAGCUGCUUGCCCAGGGUCCUGUUUCCCUGCCAGCUCCAGAGAAGCACCCCAGGGCUUUGCAACAGUCUCCGGUCCCCACCCCACCCCCUCGUUAAGAAUCAUAUUGUAUAGUAGCUUUCAGACCGUACAGUAUUCAUUGGGUUACUCCUAUUAUUAUCAAGUAGCUGGAAUUGUGAAGGUCGGAGUAGUUAGAUCUUUAGCUUUUAUUCCUUAUUUUUUUGUAUUACUAUCCAUGUGUAUAAAUUAUUGAUCAUGUUGCUGGCUUUUAUAAACUCUAAGCAAAGGGAGGGCUCCGCCUCUGCCUUUGCCAAUGGUAAUGAAGCACUGUUUUUAAAUAAAAGAGAGAAACACCGUC